CCUCUCCGAGCUCUCUUCACCUCCAUUGCGCCGGCCCCUUCUGCUUCUGCUUUUACCUGAGCUCCUGCGCCGCCAUCUCCAGCAGUGCCGCGAACCUCUCGCCUUCGCCUUCGCCGCCGCCGGCGUCUCCUAACAGAACCGGCACGCGGCGGCGCGCACACACGCGGCACGCCGCCGCGGCCGCCAUCCGAAAAGCUCAGACGCCGGCAUCAGCUCCGCUUUACCCGUACAGGCGCGUAGCAAAAAGCCCCGCAUGCGAAAUCCCCUCCACGCCCCUCGCAGCGAAACAUCUCCUGCUAGCACUGCAGCACCCCGGAGCCCUAGCGCAAUCCUCGCGAUCCAGAUCCCCACUCUUGCCAUGGCGGCCAGGAGAGAGGCUUGGCAGUUCGCGGCCGCGCUGGUCUUCUUCCACGGCUCCGAAUACGUCCUCGCCGCCGCCUUCCACGGCCGAAGCAACGUCACCGCCACCUCACUUCUUAUCAGCAAGCAGUAUGUUUUGGCAAUGAGUUUCGCAAUGUUGGAGCACCUGACAGAAAUUCUUCUCUUCCCAGAAGUAAAGGGGUACUGGUUUGUCAGUAAUAUUGGCCUUCUAAUGGUGCUUAUCGGUGAAGUUAUUCGUAAACUUGCUGUUGUGACAGCCGGGCGUGCCUUCACGCAUGUUAUAAGAAUUCAUCACGAAGACCGGCAUCAGUUGAUUACUCAUGGGGUUUAUAGGUUUAUGCGUCAUCCUGGGUAUUCUGGCUUUCUUGUAUGGGCAGUAGGAACCCAGGUUAUGCUGUGCAAUCCAGUAUCAACAGUUGCAUUUGUAUUGGUGUUGUGGCGAUUCUUUUCAAAACGGAUACCAUAUGAAGAAUUUUUCUUGAGGCAGUUCUUUGGUUCUGAAUACGAAGAAUACGCACGGAAAGUGCACUCUGGAUUACCAUUUAUUAAGUGAAAGUAUCAAACUUGCAAAGCCUUGAGGCAAUGUCAUUAAAAACUGGUGGAUACAUGCUUUCUCAUAAAAGAAAGAAAAGUACAUGAGAGAGUACAUGAUAAGAAUUCUAGUAAUCUAUACGUAAUCGAUAAGGACUCUAUAUUCCUAAAUCCUAAGGACCCCCCCCCCCCCACCACUCUCAAAUGCAAGACGUAUGCAAUAGCGUUGCAUUUGAAAGAGAUGACACUAAGUAAUAAACUUAGACUAAUAUAUCUAAAAAUUGUCUCUUCAAAGUCAUCGUAGAGUGGAGUCUUGCAAUCCUAUUGAAUCAAGUUGAAGAAGUGCUAAGCGAAGCACAGGAGUAGAAUCAUGAUGAUGAUGACAAAAGAAUGCUCUUGGUCGAGAAUCGCAACAAAGCAACGAUGAGUAGCAAGACAACAAAAGAAGUUGUCACUAAGGCUAUGGAAAGAUCAAGAUGACACAAUAAUGUCCUAGACCAAGAUGAUGAGUAGCAAGACAACAAACGAAGUUGUCACUAAAGUUACGGAAAGAUCUAGCUGGUACUGUUGCAUCAAUAACGAUAGGAAAGAAAUCGAAAAAUUGAUGAAGGAAUAUGUGGACUCACACGGCACAAACGAACUCAAAGAGGGAUGUAGACUUGGUGGACGCAAUGGAAGACAAAAACUAAAACUAUACGUGAUGAUAGAAUGAUUCUAAUAUGAGGCAAACACGAGCAACAUCAAGGAUACUAGCAGUAGUAGAAACAACAGUAGCAAGUUGUGCAUCAAAGCCAAAACAGCACGCACAUGCUCCAGCCCAAAAUCAAUAGUGCAUAAAAGAGCAAUAGAUGUUGAUGAGGAAGCCCAGAUCGGCCCAGAUUGACGACAUGAUUUACGACAUGGUUCCAUCGUGAGGCCCAUCAAAACAGUCGAGCCGAGGCGCAGAUCGGGGCAGGCGGAGGAGCUAGAGCUUGGCGGCGGAGGAGCCCAACCGAGGGAAAGCGAGCGAGCCGAUUGUGGGUGGGUGAGCCCGAAUCGGACGCGGAGCCAGUAGCCAGCGGUUGCAAGGCGGUGGCACCUUCAUUAGAAACAGAGAGAGAUGGCAGAGCCGGCGGGGAGGCAACGUAGAUCGGUUUGGGGCGCAAAUUGGCUGCGGGAGGACAAUCGACUAGCAGAGUCGGUCGGACGAAGCCGACCGGGGGCUGAGCAACGAGAGGAGCUCGAGGCGGAGGCGCAUCCAACCAGGCAGGGAUGCCGCGGCGCCAGAUUGGUCGUGGGAGCAUGGGGUGGAGGCAGAUCCAGUUGAGUAGGGAUGUGGCAGCGCCAGCGCCGGAUCAGUCGUGGGAACCCAGGGCAGAGGAGCGGCAACGACAACGCGGCCAUGGGAGCGCCGCCAGCCGAUAGAUCAGCUCGGGGCGACGAUGGGCGGAGCAACGUCCGACGGGGGAGGCGCGGUUCAGAUUGGGGCGCGGGGUGGCGCGGAUGAGUCACUGUUGAUGGCGAAUCUGGUCGGAUCAGGACGAGCUGGCUGCUGGAGGGGAGAAGGCGACGACAGGCACUAUUGCUCACGGGCGGAGGAGUGCGUGGGCGCAAAAGCACAUAGGGAGGAGAGCUGUUGUGCGACAAGCCGUCGAACAAAAGAAAACACCGACGGGAAGAGAGAGAGAGAGAGAGAGAGAGAGAGAGAGAGAGAGAGAGCCGAUGACGAUGGGAUAGAUCUUAUCUGAACGAGUUGUGACGUCCAAAAAAAAACUUGGUUGUGAUAUCAUGCUAGAUUAAGCCCAAUGAUCCAUGGCUCCGGGAGCCGGCGACAGACAGUAUUGACACGUGGCGAAAGCACCGGUGAUGCCAACAUGGAGAGGCCUUUGCGACAGCUAAGGGAGUCGACGGAUCCGGCCAAUGGCUGACGUCGACAAAGGGGCUCAUGCAAGUCGGCGGCAAGCAGCAUAUGGAGCGUAGCAUGUAGCCCACGUCGAUGUUGCCCGAUAGCAGAUUGGGUGAGCAAUGGGCCUGAUCAAAGAGGAGGCAGGCAGAUCUGGCGGCAGCCAUCGAUGGAUUCGGCUAGGAGCGGCAGCUAGCACGAUGAGAGUCCCCAGCGGCGGAUCCGGUGGCGAUCACUCGUCGCCGGUGGCCGAUCGGGCUGGAGCAAGGAGGCGACGGCCGGGAGAGCCCGUGCAGGGGAGCGGCGUCUGGGCGGGACGCAAUGAGGUGGCCAGAGAGGAAUAGGAGGUGGCGCCGGGCGGAGCGGGAGUCGAUGGCUCAGAGCGGAAUACGUUAUGGAUAAAGACGAUAGCGUUAAAAAUCUUGUAACUUUGUUUAUUUUCUUUGAAGAGCACGAGCUUUUUUUUGUAGUUUGAAUGUUAGAUUAUUCUUACCCAGAUAUCGUAAUCUGCCCUACCAGAUACUUCACCUGUUUGUGCACAAUUUCACAUUUAAAGCUUUUGUCAUUUGACAUUUAAAUCACCUUUUGGUACUAUUUUGGAAACCAUGUGUGGCUGAUGAUCAAGACCAAACCUAGCCUUGUGGGCUGACAUCUUACAAAUUAGUAUCUUAUACGUGGCUUCUUAGCUGAUGUGGCUCACAUCCAUUUUGCUAUAUUUAUGGUUACUUUGAGAAAGAAAAAUGUUUUCAGGACCCACAAGUAAGAUUGGGAAUAAACUAAUAUUCGAAUGAAUGUGGCAUGAUCAGCACUUCAUAAACAUGUAUUGCAAUCUCUGUGUGGUGGUCACUAGGGAAACAAACAUCCUCGUUCAGUUUUAAAUGCAAUUCGAAUCCGGAGACAGGAUAUUAAU
Molecule: messenger RNA, 3704 nt
Organism: Phragmites australis (common reed)
Lineage: Eukaryota; Viridiplantae; Streptophyta; Magnoliopsida; Poales; Poaceae
Product: probable protein-S-isoprenylcysteine O-methyltransferase
Exons: 5
Coding region: 254-934 (226 amino acids)
Biological process (GO): C-terminal protein methylation
Cellular component (GO): endoplasmic reticulum; membrane
Molecular function (GO): protein C-terminal S-isoprenylcysteine carboxyl O-methyltransferase activity
Source: RefSeq, a predicted model, not a curated record